GUGUGCGUGAACGUACUUGUGUGCGUGAACGUGUAUUGAUUGUUAUGCCCUUCAAGCAUGAAUGAAUUAGCACCUUAUGGUUGGGUAUGUUGACUCAGAAUAUUCAAGAUUAGUCCAGCCACAAUCGAUUCCGCAGGGAUCAGGCUCCCGCCAUGAAAAUGACAAUAGCAUCUUGGAGAGGAAUGCACUGCGGACAUGCAAACUUGACAACUAAAUAGAAAAUGGAAACAUCAUUCCCUAGAAACAGUUGAAGUUGACAGACCUAGAGGUUGACAAAAGGACACGACACUAGGGAAUUUGCAUUGUCAUGUUUUGAAAUACCAUUCCAAAGACCUGCAAAUAAGAUCAGCUUUGAGUGAACUUUGACAGAAGAUGUUUCAACAGUUUUAUCUCUGGACAUGUUUAGCUUCAGGGAUCAUCCUGGGCUCUCUCUUUGAAAUCUGCUUGGGCCAGUAUGAUGAUGAUUGCAAACUAGCUAGGGGAGGACCACCAGCUACCAUAGUUGCUAUUGACGAAGAAAGUCGGAAUGGUACAAUUCUGGUGGACAACAUGCUGAUCAAAGGGACUGCUGGAGGACCAGACCCCACCAUAGAACUUUCUUUAAAGGAUAAUGUGGAUUACUGGGUGUUGAUGGAUCCUGUUAAGCAAAUGCUUUUCCUGAACAGCACCGGAAGAGUUCUGGAUAGAGAUCCACCAAUGAACAUACACUCCAUUGUGGUGCAGGUCCAGUGCAUCAACAAAAAAGUGGGCACUAUUAUCUACCAUGAAGUGCGAAUAGUGGUGAGAGACAGGAAUGACAACUCACCCACUUUCAAGCAUGAAAGCUACUAUGCCACAGUGAAUGAGCUCACUCCAGUUGGUACCACAAUAUUCACAGGAUUUUCAGGAGACAAUGGAGCUACAGAUAUAGAUGAUGGACCAAAUGGACAGAUAGAGUAUGUUAUUCAGUAUAAUCCAGAUGAUCCGACAUCCAAUGACACCUUUGAAAUUCCCCUAAUGUUGACUGGAAAUAUAGUGUUAAGGAAGAGGCUCAACUAUGAAGAUAAGACUCGCUACUUUGUCAUAAUCCAAGCUAAUGAUCGUGCCCAAAAUCUGAAUGAGAGGCGAACCACCACCACCACUCUCACAGUGGAUGUUCUGGAUGGAGAUGACUUGGGUCCAAUGUUUCUUCCUUGUGUCCUUGUGCCAAACACUCGUGAUUGCCGUCCACUCACUUAUCAAGCUGCCAUACCUGAGUUGAGAACUCCGGAAGAACUGAACCCCAUUAUUGUUACGCCACCAAUCCAAGCCAUUGAUCAGGACCGGAAUAUUCAACCGCCAUCAGAUAAGCCAGGAAUCCUCUAUUCCAUCCUUGUUGGGACUCCUGAGGAUUACCCACGAUUUUUCCAUAUGCAUCCUAGGACAGCAGAACUUAGUCUCCUGGAGCCAGUAAACAGAGACUUUCACCAGAAAUUUGAUUUGGUUAUUAAGGCUGAACAAGACAAUGGUCAUCCUCUUCCUGCCUUUGCCAGCCUACACAUUGAAAUACUGGAUGAAAACAAUCAAAGUCCAUAUUUUACAAUGCCCAGUUAUCAAGGCUAUAUCCUGGAAUCUGCCCCAGUGGGAGCAACCAUUUUGGACAGUCUCAAUUUGACCUCACCUUUAAGAAUAGUAGCUCUGGACAAGGACAUAGAAGAUACAAAAGACCCAGAGCUUCACCUUUUUCUGAAUGACUACACCUCAGUCUUCACCGUCACACAGACUGGUAUUACUCGCUACCUCACCUUACUUCAACCAGUGGACAGGGAAGAACAGCAAACGUACACCUUUUCGAUAACAGCAUUUGAUGGUGUACAAGAAAGUGAGCCAGUCAUCGUCAAUAUUCAAGUGAUGGAUGCAAAUGAUAACACGCCAACCUUCCCUGAAAUAUCCUAUGAUGUGUAUGUUUAUACAGACAUGAGACCUGGGGACAGUGUCAUACAGCUCACUGCAGUCGACGCAGACGAAGGGUCAAAUGGGGAGAUCACAUAUGAAAUCCUUGUUGGGGCUCAGGGAGACUUCAUCAUCAAUAAAACAACAGGGCUUAUCACCAUCGCUCCGGGGGUGGAAAUGAUAGUCGGGCGGACUUAUGCACUCACGGUCCAAGCAGCGGAUAAUGCUCCUCCUGCAGAGCGAAGGCACUCCAUCUGCACUGUGUAUAUUGAAGUGCUUCCACCAAAUAAUCAAAGCCCUCCUCGCUUCCCACAGCUGAUGUAUAGCCUUGAAAUUAGUGAAGCCAUGAGGGUUGGUGCUGUUUUAUUAAAUCUACAGGCAACUGAUCGAGAGGGAGACUCAAUAACAUAUGCCAUUGAGAAUGGAGAUCCUCAUAGAGUUUUUAAUCUUUCAGAAACCACGGGGAUUCUAACCUUAGGGAAAGCACUGGACAGGGAAAGCACUGAUCGCUACAUUCUGAUCAUCACAGCUUCAGAUGGCAGGCCAGAUGGGACCUCAACUGCCACAGUAAACAUAGUGGUGACAGAUGUCAAUGACAAUGCUCCAGUGUUUGAUCCUUAUCUGCCAAGAAAUUUAUCUGUGGUGGAAGAAGAAGCCAAUGCCUUUGUGGGUCAAGUGAAAGCAACAGACCCUGAUGCUGGAAUAAAUGGUCAAGUGCACUACAGUUUGGGUAACUUUAAUAAUCUUUUUCGUAUCACAUCUAAUGGGAGCAUUUACACAGCAGUGAAGCUUAACAGAGAAGUCAGGGACUACUAUGAACUUGUUGUUGUGGCAACAGAUGGAGCAGUACACCCUCGUCAUUCAACUCUAACCCUGGCCAUCAAGGUUUUGGACAUUGAUGAUAACAGUCCUGUGUUCACCAAUUCAACAUACACUGUCCUUGUUGAAGAGAAUUUGCCAGCUGGGACUACCAUCCUUCAAAUAGAGGCCAAAGAUGUCGACCUUGGAGCAAAUGUGUCUUACCGGAUAAGAAGCCCAGAAGUGAAGCACUUUUUUGCACUACAUCCAUUUACAGGAGAGCUAUCGCUUUUAAGGAGUUUAGAUUAUGAGGCAUUUCCAGACCAAGAAGCAAGUAUCACUUUUCUGGUAGAGGCCUUUGAUAUUUAUGGAACAAUGCCACCUGGUAUUGCUACUGUCACAGUGAUUGUAAAGGAUAUGAAUGAUUAUCCUCCUGUCUUUAGUAAACGAAUAUACAAAGGGAUGGUGGCUCCGGAUGCAGUCAAGGGUACACCUGUCACAACAGUGUAUGCUGAAGAUGCAGACCCUCCUGGAUUACCUGCAAGUCGUGUGAGGUAUAGAGUAGAUGAUGUACAGUUUCCUUACCCUGCCAGUAUUUUUGAUGUGGAAGAAGAUUCUGGAAGAGUAAUAACACGAGUCAAUCUUAAUGAAGAACCUACAACAAUUUUUAAGUUGGUGGUGGUUGCUUUUGAUGAUGGGGAGCCUGUGAUGUCCAGCAGUGCCACAGUGAAGAUUCUUGUCUUACAUCCUGGUGAGAUCCCACGCUUCACACAGGAGGAAUAUAGACCUCCUCCAGUAAGUGAACUUGCCACCAAAGGGACCAUGGUUGGUGCAAUUUCUGCUGCUGCCAUUAAUCAAAGUAUUGUGUACUCCAUUGUUUCAGGAAAUGAAGAAGAUACAUUUGGAAUUAAUAACAUCACAGGUGUUAUCUAUGUGAAUGGACCUCUGGAUUAUGAGACCAGGACAAGCUAUGUACUUCGAGUCCAAGCUGAUUCCCUGGAAGUGGUCCUUGCCAAUCUCCGAGUUCCUUCAAAAAGCAAUACAGCUAAAGUAUACAUUGAGAUUCAGGAUGAAAAUAAUCAUCUCCCAGUGUUUCAGAAAAAAUUCUACAUCGGAGGUGUAUCUGAAGAUGCAAGAAUGUUUACUUCUGUACUCGGAGUGAAGGCUACUGAUAAAGAUACUGGCAAUUAUAGUGUCAUGGCCUACAGACUCAUAAUACCACCAAUUAAAGAGGGAAAAGAAGGAUUUGUAGUGGAAACAUAUACAGGGCUUAUCAAAACUGCUAUGCUCUUCCAUAAUAUGAGGAGAUCCUACUUCAAGUUUCAAGUUAUUGCAACUGACGACUAUGGGAAGGGACUGAGCGGCAAAGCCGAUGUACUCGUCUCCGUGGUCAAUCAGCUGGAUAUGCAAGUCAUUGUUUCCAAUGUGCCUCCUACUCUAGUGGAAAAAAAGAUAGAAGAUCUUACAGAGAUCUUGGAUCGCUAUGUUCAGGAACAAAUUCCUGGUGCCAAGGUCGUAGUGGAGUCCAUUGGAGCUCGCCGGCAUGGAGAUGCCUUUUCCCUAGAAGAUUACACCAAAUGUGACUUGACUGUCUAUGCAAUUGACCCCCAAACCAACAGAGCCAUCGAUAGAAAUGAGCUUUUUAAAUUUUUGGAUGGCAAACUACUUGAUAUCAAUAAAGACUUUCAGCCGUAUUAUGGGGAAGGAGGACGCAUUCUGGAGAUCCGGACUCCAGAGGCAGUGACCAGCAUUAAAAAGAGAGGAGAAAGUCUAGGAUACACAGAAGGGGCCUUGUUGGCUCUGGCCUUCAUCAUCAUCCUCUGCUGCAUUCCUGCCAUCUUGGUGGUUUUGGUCAGCUACAGACAACGUCAAGCUGAGUGUACAAAGACUGCACGAAUUCAGGCCGCAUUACCCGCGGCUAAACCAGCAGCGCCGGCCCCUGCACCAGUGGCAGCGCCCCCGCCGCCGCCGCCUCCGCCAGGUGCGCAUCUCUAUGAAGAACUUGGAGACAGCUCAAUUUGGAGUUUUUGUUGGCAGCUGGUCAUAUGCAUGAGAACUUGUGCUAUUUGGCGGACUCUGACAAGGAGAGGUUAUGGAUCAGAGCAACAGCAACUGCUGAGGCCCUCUCUUCUUAAACCAGAGGAAUUAUCCAUGGAGUCUGGAAUUGAUCCUGGCCAGGAAUAUGGACAAGAUUAUUACAGUUAUGAGCAUGGGUAUGAAAUGCCUCAAUAUGGGAGUCGCCGUCGAUUGUUACCACCAGCUGGACAGGAGGAAUAUGGUGAGGUGGUUGGUGAAGCUGAGGAAGAAUAUGAGGAGGAAGAGGAAGAGCCAAAGAAAAUUAAGAAAAUUAAAAAACCAAAGGUUGAAAUUAGACAGCCUAGUGAGGAGGAAGAAGUGGUUGUAACUGUCGAAAAACCACCAGCAGCUGAGCCUACAUACACAACAUGGAAGAGAGCCAGAAUAUUCCCCAUGAUUUUUAAGAAAGUUAGAGGAUUAGCUGAUAAAAGAGGAAUCGUUGACCUUGAGGGUGAAGAGUGGCAGAGACGCCUUGAGGAAGAAGAUAAAGAUUAUUUGAAACUCACUCUGGACCAAGAGGAAGCAACAGAAAGCACUGUAGAAUCAGGGGAGGAAUCCUCCAGCGACUAUACUGAAUACAGUGAAGAAGAGUCUGAGUUCAGUGAGUCUGAGACUACAGAAGAGGAAUCUGAGUCAGAGACACCCUCUGAGGAGGAGGAGAGUUCUACCCCUGAAUCAGAAGAAUCGGAAUCCACAGAGUCAGAAGGAGAAAAAGCAAGGAAAAACAUUGUGCUUGCAAGAAGGCGGCCCAUGGUUGAGGAGGUCAAGGAAGUCAAGGGUAGGAAAGAGGAGCCACAAGAAGAACAAAAAGAACCUAAGAUGGAAGAAGAAGAACACUCAGAAGAAGAAGAAAGUGGACCAGCCCCUGUGGAAGAAAGUACAGACCCUGAAGCUCAAGAUAUCCCUGAAGAGGGCAGUGCAGGAUCAGCUUCGUUGGAAGGAGGUGUGGAAAGUGAGGAGGAAUCAGAAUCAGGUAGUAGUAGCAGUAGUAGUGAAAGUCAGUCUGGAGGUCCAUGGGGCUAUCAGGUACCAGCGUAUGACAGAAGCAAGAAUGCAAACCAAAAGAAGUCACCAGGAGCAAACUCUGAAGGUUACAACACAGCACUUUAAAAGAGAUCAUAGUAGGUGGAAGUUUUGCUGUGAUGAGUGCUCUCGUGUGCAGUGCCUUCUGUGUGUUCUCCAAAGUGACACUUGAAAGGGAGGAAAUUGAUCAUGAUUUUGAUAUGACUUAUGAUCAGAAGCA
Molecule: messenger RNA, 6028 nt
Organism: Gorilla gorilla gorilla (western lowland gorilla)
Lineage: Eukaryota; Metazoa; Chordata; Mammalia; Primates; Hominidae
Gene: PCDH15
Product: protocadherin related 15
Exons: 40
Coding region: 373-5895 (1840 amino acids)
Biological process (GO): inner ear development; homophilic cell-cell adhesion; sensory perception of sound
Cellular component (GO): cell-cell junction; stereocilium; plasma membrane
Molecular function (GO): calcium ion binding
Source: RefSeq, a predicted model, not a curated record